CCCAAAGAAAUCAACUCACUCACUCCCCAAACACAUUCAAGUCGCUAAUCCUUUUCCUUCCACUCCUCGCAAUAAGAGGAUUAGUACCAUUAGCCGCGUUUUUCAAAAGUGCUUUUCGAUGGGAAUUGAAAGAGGAGGCUUGAAGGGAUUCAGGAGCGGCUGGAGUGUGCCGCCGAAGAAGCCAUGCGACUCCUGUAAGCUGGCUUCGGCGGCGCUUUUCUGCCACCUCGAUUCCGCGUUUCUCUGCAUCGCGUGCGAUUCCAAGAUUCACUGCGCGAAUAAACUCGCGUCGCGCCACGAGCGCGUGUGGAUGUGUGAGGUGUGCGAGCAGGCACCCGCUUCUGUCACGUGCAAGGCUGACGCGGCCGCCCUUUGCGUCACGUGCGACUCCGACAUCCACUCCGCCAACCCACUCGCGCAACGCCACGAGCGCGUUCCCGUGGAGCCCUUCUUCGAUUCCGCGGAAUCCAUCGUCAAAGCCUCCGCCACCGCCUCUUUCGGGUUCGUCGUCCCCUCCGACGAUGGCGCUGCCUCCGACGUCUUCGCCCCCGACGACUCCGACUCCGCCGCCUGGCUCAUCCCGAACCCCAAUUUCGGGUCCAAACUCAUGGACGCCCCCGAAAUCAAGUCCAAGGAGAUAUUCUUCUCUGAAAUGGACCCCUUCCUCGAUUUUGAUUACUCAAACUCCUUCCAAAACCACAACAGCGCCGUAAACGACAGUGUCGUUCCAGUUCAAACCAAACCCUCUCUCGCCCCUCCCCCCAUCAACAAUCACCAGCACCACCACCAAUCUGAGACUUGCUUCGAUAUCGAUUUUUGCCGCUCGAAGCUCUCCUCCUUUAACUACCCAUCCCAGUCUCUUAGCCAAAGCGUUUCUUCGUCGUCGCUUGAUGUCGGAGUGGUGCCGGACGGGAACACAGUGUCGGACAUGUCGUAUUCGAGUGGGAUUGUGGUGUCGGGUGGACAAGGCGCGACGCAGUUGUGUGGGAUGGAUCGGGAAGCGAGGGUGCUGCGAUACAGAGAGAAAAGGAAGAACCGAAAAUUCGAGAAGACGAUUCGAUACGCAUCGCGAAAGGCUUAUGCGGAAACCCGGCCCAGGAUAAAAGGCCGGUUCGCGAAACGAACCGAAAUUGACUCGGAUGUGGAGCGUCUCUAUAGCCCUGGCGCUGCGGCGCUCAUGCUGGACACUCCAUACGGUGUCGUACCAUCGUUUUAGUUAAUUAAUCAAAAAGAAGAAGAGACGAUGGGUGCAUGAAUAUAGUGUUGGGAAAUCUUAGAAUAAUGAUUAGUGAUUCUGUGGGAUUAUUAGGGGAAAAAAGGUGAAGAAUCGAAUCGGUACGAACGCGAUUCUUAGCUGGAGCGCGAUGGGAAGAUUAUUGUGAAGAUUUGUCUCGAUCGACCAGAAAAGCCCGUUUACUUUUAAAGGGGGCUUCUGUUCCAUAUUCACCUCGUGUAGAAUUAGAACCUGUACUGUAAACUCUUUUCACUGCCUUGCCUGCUUCUGUCUUUCUUAGUAUUAAAGUGUCUUUUUUUCGAUCAGCCAGAUCACGGAUCUCUUUCCCCAUUCCUAUUGGCUGUCCUCCCCAACUAUAUAUAUAUAUAUCACUUUUUUAAUACAUGAUGAUCAUCAUCAAAGCCUUUGUUUUACUUUUAUCAACUCCUUAUAUGCAUUCCAAGGUCACACCAAGCCAAGUUUCGGCUUUUGAUUCCCUAA
Molecule: messenger RNA, 1714 nt
Organism: Glycine soja
Lineage: Eukaryota; Viridiplantae; Streptophyta; Magnoliopsida; Fabales; Fabaceae
Product: zinc finger protein CONSTANS-LIKE 5-like
Exons: 2
Coding region: 119-1216 (365 amino acids)
Biological process (GO): regulation of flower development; regulation of photoperiodism, flowering
Cellular component (GO): nucleus
Molecular function (GO): protein binding; zinc ion binding
Source: RefSeq, a predicted model, not a curated record